Molecule: messenger RNA, 2276 nt
Organism: Dendronephthya gigantea
Lineage: Eukaryota; Metazoa; Cnidaria; Anthozoa; Malacalcyonacea; Nephtheidae
Product: protein ABHD16A-like
Exons: 20
Coding region: 110-1693 (527 amino acids)
Biological process (GO): monoacylglycerol catabolic process; phosphatidylserine catabolic process
Cellular component (GO): endomembrane system
Molecular function (GO): glycerophospholipase activity; monoacylglycerol lipase activity
Source: RefSeq, a predicted model, not a curated record
CUUUCAUUUUUGUUUGUAUUUUAGUUUUUUUUGUUUUAAUAUAUUUGCUGGUUGAAACUCCUAUUUCUUGUCUUGUAAAGAUUUAAUAAACGCCGUGGGUAAUUUAAGAAUGAGUGAAGCGUUUCGUUGUGUGUUCGGUCCUCGCUUGUGUAGAAUUUACACCGAUAAUGGACGGCAGCACCAAUUAUACCAGCCGAGUAUGCCAGAAAGAGUUGGUGACAAAAUCAUUAAUGUGGCUUCCUAUAUGUAUUCCUUGUCUUUUGUGGCUUCUCCAAUCAUAGGAUAUUUCAUGAUCAAAAGAGGUUUUUUUACAAUGUCUGGUAUUUUUAGUCUUGCUCAUUUUGGAAUGACUUGUUUUUUUAUUUUGGCUGGGUCAUAUUGCAUAAGAGGCUAUGGACGUCUUACAAACAUUCAAUACAGGAAAUUUAUGAAAGUAUUAAUGGAAGUACAAAAGCCUAACCACCAACACACUGCACGGCAAAAUCUAGCACAAUAUGAUUUCCAGUUCAGUUCAUGGCCAAUUGAUUUUUACUGGAAUGAGUCUGAAGAUAGUUUGGAUAGAAAGAAAUUUGCCAAAAUAUAUGAUAGAACCAAGUCAUCCACCAGUUUCAUAGGACGUGCUCUUUCAUUUCCUGGUAGAAUUGCAAGAUAUAUUGUAGCUCAUUAUUUUGCUCGACCAUUGAUGUAUCCAGGAUCAGUGAGACUGUUACAAAAUAUAAUGAGUCAAGCAUUAAAUGAUGGCCGCUCCAGCUUAGUAGCCAAGGAUGGUUGGAGAGCAAAAUUACAAGCAAGAGAUAAUAAUGAAAUAGACACAAUGUUUAUUGAUAGGAGAACAUCAGAUAAUGAAAAUGGACAAAUUUUGGUCAUAGGAUGUGAAGGAAAUGCAGCAUUUUAUGAAGUUGGAACAAUUCAUACACCUCUAAAUGCUGGUUAUUCUGUUCUGGGCUGGAAUCAUCCAGGAUUUGCUGGCAGCAGUGGUUUACCUUACCCUGAUGCAGAACAGAACGCUAUCGACGUCGUCAUAAAAUACGCGAUGGACAGACUUGGUUUUCCCAUUGAAAAUAUUGUCCUAUUCUCGUGGUCAAUAGGUGGUUACAGUGCUACAUGGGCAGCAAUGAUGUACCCAGAUAUCAGAGGCUUGAUUCUGGAUGCUACCUUUGAUACCAUAACGCCUUUGGCUGUCGAAAGAAUGCCUGAAAUAAUGUCAUCAUUCACAGAGGAGGUCGUCAACGACUAUUUUCCGUUGUUUAAUCAUGAACAUUUGACCAGAUACUCCGGACCUGUCCUUCUGUAUAGACGAACAAAGGACGAAAUGAUUAGUGUUAAUGCCAAUGAUAUCACUACAAAUCGUGGCAAUUAUUUAUUAAUAGAGUUGCUGAAGUCCAGAUAUCCUAAUCUCGAAUCCACAUUUGCGCUUCAAAACCUUAGAAUAUACCUGGCUGCUGAAGACACAUUGAAUAAAGAAGCAUUCAAAAAAACACUCGACGUAGAUGAUGAUAAAUGUAAGAAUUUGCUUCGAAAACAUCAGGAAGAAAAUGGAAGACAUUUCCCUUGUGAAAUAGGGAAUGAUUUUGAAGACAUUGACAAGGCGAAAAUGUUGAUCUACUUGGUUUCUCAGUAUCUUAUUGACAUUGAAACAACCCAUUGUACUGCUCUACCUGCGAAAAAAUUCCGAGUUCCACAGAUUGUUUAAUAAUAACAAUCUGCUUGUGUAGAAAAUAUGCAACUCCAUAAUAUUACAAGCUGAAACAUGCUCAAAUUAUAAGAAAAAGUGGCUAAUUUUACCUGUAAGAAUCAGCCAAUGCACAUUAUAAAUUGUUCUAGUUACUAUACUAUCAUGCACGCUAUUACUGGCUUAUCUCUUCUCACAAGUUGCUGAAAAUUUUAGAAAAAACUUCUAUCGUUUUUUUGCGGGUUUGACGAUUUAUUCUUGAUAUCGAUGUUUAAAAAAUUGUAGUAAUAUGUAGGCCUAUAGCGCUUUUAUAACCAAUUCAGUUAAACACAUAUAUGUUAAAAAAAAUUGUUUAAAAAAUUAGAAUAAAAAAUUAAGUGAUUCAGACGAUAGUUAAUGCAUAAAAAAUAUUUGAAACAUAAAACAGGCAAUUGUUGAAAGAGCUUAAUCUUCUUUCGUAAUAAUCUUUAGCAAGAGAAGCAUGUAACAAUAUACGCCGUUUUCUCAAAAUAUGGGGACUUGUGACGUAAAUUAAAACUAUAUAUUAAAGUGUUGUUACUAGUCUUGUAUAUGACGUCACAUUUCGUAGGAUAAUCAUGCGCCU